AUGUCAAAUCAACCAUUGCUUUCAGAUCUGUUCUUCCUCUAUCUCCUGCCCCCGAUAGCUCUCGAUGCUGGAUAUUUUUUACCAAAUAAUGCAUUUUUCUUGAAUUUUGGCACUAUUCUUCUCUAUGCUGUUGUGGGAACAAUAUUCAACAUAGUUACUAUUGCCGGUAUUAUCUACGCGUUUUUGCCAUUGUAUCAGUGGUCGUUGCCAUUCAUCGACAUCUUGCUCUUCUCAACUUUGAUUUCGGCUGUCGAUCCAGUAGCUGUGCUUUCCGUGUUUGAGGAAAUCCAUGUAAACCAACUGCUUUAUAUCUGCGUGUUCGGCGAAUCACUGUUAAAUGAUGCGGUGACUAUUGUAAGUUACAAGUUUCAUUUACGUAAUUCUGACGGCGUUCCGCACUCAAAAGCUCUGCGAGCAAGUCUGAUUGGAAAGAACUGUCUAGCUGCUCCUUACUAUAGCUGUGAACAAUACGUGUUGUACCAUUCCUUAACUUCAAUGGCCAAGAUUGGAAGUGAAAACCUGAUUCGAGAGGAUUUCAUUCAUGCAUUUGUCAACUUUACCAUGGUAUCUACAGGUGGUGUGCUGAUCGGUCUUGUAUGGGUUUGCAUCACCGCAUUUGCUACAAAGUUCGUCAUAUUGAUUUCUGAUACAACCCUUACGUCUUUCUCAUCACCUUUUUGCAACUCCUCUUUUUUACUUACUCAUUAACU
Molecule: messenger RNA, 710 nt
Organism: Strongylus vulgaris
Lineage: Eukaryota; Metazoa; Nematoda; Chromadorea; Rhabditida; Strongylidae
Source: the annotation of a GenBank genome assembly